GACUCGGUCUCUUUCUACCGAAUCUUGUGCGGCGUGUAGUGAAUGGAAACCGUAUCCUGUAUUUAAGAAACAUUUUCGCGGUUACAACAAAUUGUCAUUUUUAAAAGUCAUGGCUGGGAGUCUUAGAAACGUUUUCCGUCUUAAUUUGGGCCUUUUGAGUAGUACUCUAUCAAGAUGUACAUCUUUAAAUGUUUCCCCGGUUCAAGGAUUUCGAUUAUUGUAUACACAAGGCAGUAUUGGCAUGAAUGGGUACCUCAAAUUACGCGGAAUAUAUCAUAAACAAUUCUUGAAUGUAGAAACUACUUUCCGCGAUAAGAUGAAAGAAUUUGUGGAAGAUAAUUCUUCAAACAUGAUAUUCACCGAAGACUUAAAAGCAAUGCUGCACCUUGUCGAAAAGAGCCCAGAGGAUAUUGAACUUCUGGUAAAAAUGUUGAGAAAGUUCAAUUCCCAGAACAAGGAACUUCGUUUUGGCAAUUUUAUCUUUGGACCUGUUGUUAUGCGCACCAUGUAUCACCUCGAUGUGCCUGACAUAACGUUGGAACUAUUCCAUGAUCCAGAGUUCCAUAGCUUUUUCAAUCAGUUUAUAUCCUAUCAAAUUCUAAUGGAUAUGCUUUAUAACCAUGGAAGGUUCGAUGAUGUUAGGAAAGUAUAUGACUCUAUUAAAGAACGACGUACGGAUAAUAUAAUGUAUCCCAGACAUGCGACAAAUAUUGUUACAGCAGCAUGUCUCAGGCAGAACACGCCAGACAGUUUUGAGUAUGUUGUGAAUAUUGCUAAGGAAAUGAAAAAAAAUGGUCUUCUGUUACCGAACAGAACUAUUGGAUAUAUUGCAACUUUAGCUCUUAAGCAAGGCUUUCCGGAAGUUGCUCUGGAAAUGAGUUCUAUGCAUAGAAAUAUGAAAAGUAUUUCCUGCAGAUGUAUCAGAGUUGCAAGUUUUGCUCGGUUAAAUCGCUUGAACAGUAUUAUUCCAAUAAUUAGGAAUUCACUGGAUAGCGAUCACCCUACGUUUAAAGAAAUGUAUUUCAAAGAUGUGAUCGAAAUGCUUGACGAAGCUGUACAGAGAUCAUCCGAAGAUCAACUCAAACAAGAGGUUCAAAGGUUAUUGAAGGAGAUAAUUAAUCGUCAGUCAAUACGGGAGAUGACUUUGGAACAGUACGUUCUCUCAGAAAUUGAUCUUACCCUUAGAAACAACCUUGAUGGGGAAACCGAUCAGAAUCAACUUAGGUCCUUCAGACGUCCCAUGAUGCAACGUAAGACCAUGAGGGAACAGCUCAUUUAAUUCCAUUCAUCAUUAAAUAAUUCGUAGAAUUCCGAAAUCGCGAAUAUAAUGUUAUAGUCCUAAUUCGAUCUCGUAUCACAAUAAAACGAAUUCCAUUAUUCUAUCUUCUAUGUA
Orussus abietinus is the source of this 1393-nucleotide messenger RNA. RefSeq names its product pentatricopeptide repeat-containing protein 2, mitochondrial-like. Gene Ontology annotation, cellular component: mitochondrion. The transcript has 5 exons. Bases 110 to 1279 code for a protein of 389 amino acids. Gene Ontology annotation, biological process: multicellular organism development; mitochondrion organization; regulation of mRNA processing. Gene Ontology annotation, molecular function: RNA binding; protein binding. Lineage: Eukaryota; Metazoa; Arthropoda; Insecta; Hymenoptera; Orussidae. The record is from RefSeq and is a predicted model, not a curated record.